AUGCUAGGGCUUGGGAGCGCUGACGGCGCUAGGGUUUUGAAGGAGACAGAUGCUACGAUGGUGGAUAUCCCGGAGCGAGGUCCACCACCGGGUAAGCCGCCGGAUGUCACGUCCUCGUGGGCUUCGAUGGUUACGGGACGCUGGGGGUCGACUGAACCCGGAGAGCUUGGUCACGGAGAAGUUUGUUGCGGAGAGGCUGCGAGUGGAAUUUCCCAUUGGGACAGAUGGAGAGCCGGUGAUUACGAUUGGUCAGGAGGUGUUAGAGGCAAUGAAUGGGCUGUGGAACCAGUGUAUUAUCAUGAAGGUCUUGGGUCGGAGUUUUCCGAUUGCCGUGUUGACGAAGAAAUUGCGUGA
Messenger RNA from Microthlaspi erraticum, 354 nucleotides. NCBI's taxonomy places the organism in Eukaryota, Viridiplantae, Streptophyta, Magnoliopsida, Brassicales, Brassicaceae. The record is from the annotation of a GenBank genome assembly.